CCAAACCAUAGCUUUAGACCAAUUGUUUUUAUGGCUACCCUGAGCUCAAGUAUAUAAUGUGGAAUCUUGGAGAGGGAACCGAGACUAAAUUUAGGCCCUCUAUCGCACAUGAACCAUCCUCAUUCUCAUCUUGCAUCGUGUCUAUGAGGAUGGAGUUUGGUUGAAGUGUUGUAGCACAUUUGAGCUGAAGUGCUUCUUGCCAUUCAAACAUGGAUAAUGAUGCUUCAGAGAGCGGCGGGGGACUAGAGGUAGGCGAGUGGCAGAAACACUCAACGAAAGUGGACAGUGUGCCACCAUCAGACUCAGAGCAUCAGGCAGACAGGUCAAGGAACAAUCAUGUCCCAAUGGAGACGUUAGAAUUAGAUCCCGAUUACAAUCCGGAAGUCAGUCCGGACGAGGAUGAAGGGGAAGAAGAAGAAGAAGAGGAGGAUGAAGAGGAAGACAUGAAAUCUUUCAAAGAAGAGGACCAUGAUCAAUCCGAAGGCAGUGACGGCGGAACCGAUGGAGAUAUGAACGUCAAAGAGGAACACGAUGUCUACCACUAUGCAAUGAUCUCCAAGCCAAAAGCCCAAAAAGAACCUCCUUAUAUCGAGAGCGGUCACAAAUGCCCCGAGUGUCAGUUCUUUUCCACCUCAUUGAUGGCGCUGAAUCUUCACCAAUUGAGCCAUUUGAAGCACAUGCAAAGGCAUUAUUGUUCCUACUGUGGAUUUGGCGCCACCAGUCUCAACGCUCUAAAGGAUCAUCUGGGCAACCACUUUGGUGCUCGAAUCUAUAGGUGCUCGUUCUGUUUCUUCACCGCCAUCAAUGAGAAUGAAGUCAGCCAGCAUCUAAGGGCUGAGCACCCAGAUCUCGCAAUCAAACACGAGCCAGAUGGAUCCAUUAACCAAGAGUCGGCCAGCCACUUCCCAUGUGCCGAAUGUGACUUUUCUGCUCAAGACGAGGACGAAUUUCAGAGUCACCUCAUUCAACAUUUGAUCUUGGCCAAAGUGAAGGAUCCGGAUAGGUUUCCGAAACCUAGGACUGAGAGCGGGGACCUCAUCGGAGAAAUCCGAUUCUUGCCCAAGAAACGAAAGUACAAAAGAACCCACCGGGAGCCCACUCCGCCUCCGGAUGACAUGGAGAGUGGGGAUAAUAUUUGUCCAUGGUGCAAUGUUCGAUUUAUUAGUCAGGCCAAGUUGCUCUACCACCAAAAACUGAGGAAACCCACUUUCGACUUUGUGUGUGAUAUCUGCGGGGAUACCUCGCCGUACAUUAAAGAGACCACCAAGCACAUGCAAACCGUAUGCCAGGUCACCAAGUUCAACCAAUGCUCCACGUGCCACCUCUUUUUUGGAAAUGAGGAUAACUUCAAAGCCCACGAGAAUUCCCAUCUAAUGGCGAAUCUAUAUUCUUGCCCACUAUGUAAUAAGACCCUGCCCGUGGGCAAGGAAAGUAAAGACCAUACCAAAUUGCAUUUACUCCCCGAAUAUUUCAAAUGUUCCGCCUGUGAUGAUGAAUUCACAGCCAAAUGUGCUCUCUUUGUUCAUCGGAAGAGCCAUAAGGCUGAAGAGUAUCCUUACCGAUGUGAUCAGUGCGAUUACAAGUCCAAAGAACGAUAUGUGAUGGAACGCCACAAGGUGGCGUCCCAUUCCGUGGACCGCCCUUACAAAUGCAGUGUGUGUGUCAAGUCAUACAAAACCAAAGGCCACUUGCAGGAGCACGAGCGGAAGCACAAACUAGCGCAGAGCCACCGAUGUGACCAAUGUGGGAAAUUCUUCCGCUCCCGAGAGAACAUGAUCAGCCAUCAGAUGCUAGCAGGCGGUCAACUACUCUAUCCAUGUGAUUUCUGCGACUAUGCCACCUAUUAUCAAAACGGAAUUUUGGAACACUUCAAAAGCCACGACCGUGCCAUUCCGAUCCAAUGCAUGCAUUGUCCCCUGUUUUUUGGGGAGACCGCCAGUUUAGACCGACACAAUGAGGAGCACCUGGAUAAGGAGCAUUUUCAAUGCGAGUUCUGUUCCUUCUCGGCUUCCUUGGACGAUGCCAAGAGCCACUUGCUCACUCAUACGAGACCUGGUCAGUAUGAAUGUGAGCAAUGCCCGAAGUCGUUUGGAGCCAAAUGUGCUCUGAUCGUUCAUCGGAAAGACCAUGUCAAAGCGGCGGGAACCAAGAAGACCAACAAACUUCAAUGUUACAAAUGUUUAGAAGUCUUCGAAACGGAGGAAGAGAUACGAAAGCACCGCGAGUUCCACAAGAAAGAGGCCCUCAAACAUUCGUGUAGCGCUUGCGAUUUCAAAACCACCACCAAAGCCUCCUUGGAGCGCCAUAUGCGAAAGCACAACGCGGGUGACGAGCCCAACAUUUGCGGUGUGUGCGGGAAAGGGUUCAAGAAUGCCAAGAAGCUGGCCACGCACGAGGCCACGCACACCGAGGAGAAGGGCUUCAUUUGCGACCAAUGCGGUAAAGGCUUCAUUGCCCAUCCGAGGUUGCGCAAGCACCAGCAACUCUCGGGUGGGGAGCUGGAGUUCCAAUGCGACAUCUGUGAUUACAAUACCCAUUUCCAUUACGGUAUUUUGGAACAUUUCAAGAGUCAUCAUCAAGUGGACCCACCAAUUCAGUGCCAAUAUUGCCCCGCCUAUUUCGGGUACACGAAGAGCCUGGAAGACCACGUCAAGAUCCAUGAGAGCGGUAACGGAUUUCAAUGCCCGUAUUGCUCCCUUCAAUGCUCAUUAUCGGACACCAAGGCUCACAUGCUAACUCAUACGAGUAUUGCCGUAUUCCAAUGCGAGCAGUGCCCGGAAACCACGGGCUCCAAAUGUGCGGCCAAUCAGCAUCGUCUUAAGCACAUCAAAGAUGGAACUCCUUUCAAGUGUCCUAUGUGCCCGUACACGGCCACCCGGCCAUACCUCAUCCGUGACCACAUGACCACCCAUAGCGACGAUAGGCCUUACCAAUGCUUCACUUGUGGAAUGACCUUCAAAUGGCCGGGAGUGCUGAAGCAACAUCAAAAGACACACACGGAACAGGGCCUGUUCAAGUGUGAAGUGUGCGAUAAAGAAUUUAGUUACUCGUCAAGCUUGCAGAACCACAAGAAACGACGUCACAGUAAGAAGCAAGCCAUUUGUCAGAAGUGUCCAAGCCCUAAUCGUUCGGUGAAGAACGGCGAAUUCUAUUGCUUGAGCUGCUCCUUCUCCACCACGGAUCGCAAUCAAUUUGAUGGGCAUUUCCUCUCCACUUCGUGUACCGGCUACAUGAAGGAGAGCCAUGCUUGCGAGAAAUGCUAUGUGACCACUACCUGCGAACACUUUAUGAACGAUCACUUGAGGAAGUACCACCACAAAAGCCUCUCCUUGAUACCCUAUGACGCUACCGAGAGCUCUGGACCCAUGGCCUACUAAUUUCAAAAUGGCAUUUAACAACAGACUAACUAACCCUCGUCUGUUGCUGCACUUCAUUUAGUCAGCUUUGGCUAUAGGAAAGGCUGUGAGGCAGGACACGUGAAUGAAUUUCCUGCCACUUGCCAGUUCAAAGAAAGAAUUACCUUUUGAUCAUUUCGUUUCUGCCUGAAAUAAAUCCAUCGCUAAAGAGAAUUGUAAGGCACUCGAAAAAGUCGGGGCCCUAUUUUUGUACGAGCGUAGGAAAGGCGCCGCUCGCCAUGUAGCCUAUCCAACAUAGUAGUAGCAUGAAGCGAACACAUAAGACGCCUGAACCAUAAGAAAUAAUCAUGCUUCGUGAAAGGCUAUGAUCAAUUACAAGCAGUCUGAUGAUUGCCAAAGUACCACCACGAAACACGAUGAUUGAGAGCAAAGUUUAAUACUAUGUAUUAAAGGAAGCAUUAAAUGCAAAAGUGCACAAGUAUGUAGAAGAUCAGGUACGCAUCUCGUGUGGUAAAAUUCAACGCAUGUUUGGCGGGGGUUCACUCAAGUUCGGAAACCAAUCUUGGAACAGUGCUUUUUUGCCAGAUGGGCCAAAGGAAUCCUGGGGUAGGACGGUUACCUUGGGUCGGAACGGAAAUGAAGGGGGCGGGAUGGAUAUCAAGGGCGUCAACACCUUCUCAGAUUGCUUCCGUCGGGGAAAAUGCUGGGCCGCUCCAUGUCCCUGUCCAUUCAUCUUCUUGUGUAACGCAUUUUGGAUUUUUCUAUCCUUCUUAUCGGCAUUGUUAUUCCCAUCCGAUCUCCGGGCCCGCCGUUUCGAUUGGGUAUUAGUCUUGGUUGGGAACUGAACGUCGGGAUCUCUGACGGUUAACACGACUCGAUCGAUUUGGGGAACUGGUGCUGGUUGUCCAUGGUCUCUGCAACUUUGUCGCUUGGCUUCCAAGGAGACCCAAUCUAAAAAUCUGGAUAUCCUUUGGAUCCGUUCCCAAGUUUCGGAGGUUGGCGUGCCUGGAAAAUCCACGGGUGAGGCGUUGGGUGUGGA
Molecule: messenger RNA, 4395 nt
Organism: Tigriopus californicus
Lineage: Eukaryota; Metazoa; Arthropoda; Copepoda; Harpacticoida; Harpacticidae
Product: zinc finger protein 184-like
Exons: 1
Coding region: 210-3377 (1055 amino acids)
Source: RefSeq, a predicted model, not a curated record